AUGAGUUUUAAACAUGUGCUUAUACUGUUUUUAUUUUGUGCAGUAAAUGCAAAUACACUUAACAAUAAUGCAAAUAUUUUAAAAUUUAAAGCAUUUAUUUUGCAAGCACAAAACAACAAAUAUAAAAUUUUAAAUUUGCACAAUAACAAUAUUCAAAAAAUUAAGGAAAUUCAAAAGAGUUUCAAAACCAACGUGUUCAUAAAUAAGCAGAUCACGGACUUUUCAAAAACAGUUAACAAAUUUAAGUUGCAGUUAAUCAGUAUUCCAACUGUGUCUGUAGUCACUGAAUAUUUCAGAAACAAUAUAAAUAGCAUAAGAUUGUCAGCCUUACACUUUAUAAGAAUAUACAAAUUUGUAAUUUACAUUAGAUGUCUACUAGAGUGGUUACCCCAAAUAAAUCCCCAUCUGAACCCGUUUUCUUACAUAUUUACCUACACAAAUAGCUAUGUCCAGUUUUUUCAUAGAUAUGUCCCGAAUGUUCUUGGUAUAGAUCUAAGUGGUGUAUUUUCGUGGUUAUUUCUAGAAAUGUUAGAAAGUUAUUUAUCAUAA
This is a messenger RNA of Plasmodium gonderi, 549 nucleotides long. RefSeq lists its product as hypothetical. Gene Ontology annotation, cellular component: membrane. The transcript is spliced from 5 exons. Gene Ontology annotation, molecular function: protein binding. The coding region runs from base 1 to 549 and encodes 182 amino acids. The record is from RefSeq and is a predicted model, not a curated record. Lineage: Eukaryota; Apicomplexa; Aconoidasida; Haemosporida; Plasmodiidae.